This is a messenger RNA of Halteromyces radiatus, 1374 nucleotides long. RefSeq lists its product as uncharacterized. Gene Ontology annotation, molecular function: protein dimerization activity. The record is from RefSeq and is a predicted model, not a curated record. The transcript has a single exon. Lineage: Eukaryota; Fungi; Mucoromycota; Mucoromycetes; Mucorales; Cunninghamellaceae. Bases 1 to 1374 code for a protein of 457 amino acids.
AUGGAUACAAUACUUUCAACAGGAACAAAUUUUCCAUUAGAUGCCACUUUGGAUGCUGAACUGUCAUUACAUAAUAAUUCAAAUGAUGCUUGGACUUUAUCUUCUGAUAACUUUACUAGUUUUACUCAAUCAUGUCCUCCUGGUGAACCCUCUAACUCAACAACAUCCACACCAAAAACGCAAAAAGAGUAUUUCAACACAAAUAAUACUGGAUCAACUAAUCAUCCACCUACUGUCAUACUUCAUCGUCCUUCUCUUGAAGCUCCUUUCAAUAAUACAAAUACUUUGAUCAACAACAUCAUUGCUUUUUCUUCUCCAAACACCUCAAAUACGUCAACACCUUCAAAUGAACCCAGUAAUUUAACCAUCGAAGGACCUGUUUGUCUGAUCAAUGGCGAUAGUGUAGAUUAUGCUGAUCAUUUGUUUCCAUUAUCACCUACUAACGUUACUUCUACUCCUUCAAGUCCAUUGGCCAAGUUUUUACCUUCUACGGAUAUGAAUCAACAUAGUAUGCCCAGUAGCCCAACUUAUUUACAAACAUCAUCUUCUUAUCCUUGGGCUGAUGAUAGUCCAGUCUCCCCCAUUUCUCCUGGAAAUUCUCCACCAGCUUCAACCUUUUUUAACAAUAUGAUGGAUCAGAAAAUACAACAACAACAACAAUAUACACCAAUGGAUUCAUCUAUGGGAAAUAUGUAUCCACUAUCCACAUCAUCGUCACCUGGAUAUCAACAACAACAACAACAACAACAACAAGAGAAUGAAACAGUACCUCGAAGAUCAGCACACAAUGCAGUGGAAAAAAAAUACAGAAACAACAUCAAUGAUAGAAUAGCUGCUUUGAAAGAGGCAGUACCAGCACUUCGUUAUGCUCGAUUGAAAAAGAACAACAAUGGAAAGGAAGAAAUGACCCACAGUGGAGAAGAAGAAGACCUGGAACCAGUGUUUAUGGAUGGUGUGACUGUAGCAACCAAAUUGAACAAGGCCACUAUUCUUCAAAAAGCAACUGAUUAUGUAUAUCAUCUGCGCAAUACGAAUCAAGACUUGAAACAAGACAUCGAUGUUUUACUUACAACCAUCGCCACUCAUAUACCGAAUGGACAACAAGCAGUGGAUCAAUAUAGACAACAUGUGGCUCAACGUGAACAUAAACGGCAACGACAGGUGGUUUGCAAAGAAAAAUCGAAACGUAAGAAACCCAAACAUCAACAACCCACCACGACAGAAGAGAUGCCUAUGGAUCAAUAUCAACAGUCUAUCAAAACGGAAGAGAUGCCAAUGGAUCAAUAUCAACACUACCUGAUGAUGCAACAGCAAGCGAAUUCAGCAAUGAUGGCGUAUCCUCAACAUCUUCAGCAGCAACAACAUCCCGAAUGA